AUGACCCUGGUCUGGAUUGAAGAGGUCGCAGUGGCCAAUCUGGCUGCUCUAGCGGCUGGUAGCUUUCUUGCAUACGCUGGCGUAUUUCCAAAUAUUGACUACAGAAUGGUUCUGCUGGGAGCUAUGGGAAUCGCAUUUAUAUUGCAGAUGGUGUACGAUUUUGUCAUUUUCCCAUAUAUGCUCAGCUCAAUGAAGCAUCUCCCGAAAGUCAAAGGUCGCCUUAACGUGGUAAAAACACUUUUCGAAACUCCUCGGGGAAAGUCAGCGCUUCACUGGCUUCGCACAGUUCCCAAUGACGGCCUGAUCGCCUUUGACUACUUGCCCAAACAGACAUAUCUUAUGGCUACAAAUCAUCAAGCUCUGUUAGAUAUCAUGAGCACUCGGACAUAUGACUUUGAGAAGCCUUGGCGAUUCAGGGACUUCCUAGCUCGCAUAAUUGGCUUCGGUCUAAUUUUGUCUGAAGGAGAUCCACACAAAGCCCAAAGAAAGGCAGUAAAUCCUUCCUUCAAUGUCAAGAAUAUCCGAGGCUUAUACGGCUUGAUGUGGGAAAAGACUGGCAUCUUUCUCGACCAGCUAGAAACGGAAAUUCGUAAUAAUCCAGUGAAGACUAUUCAUGGAAAGGGUGAAAUGGGCAGGGUUGAAAUGACCGUGUGGGCUAGCCGUCUUACGCUUGAUAUAAUCGGCCCAACAGCCAUGGGUCGCGACUUCCAAUCGCUAACGAGCGAGGAGAACCGAGUGGCUGAUAUAUUCCUCAAUAUUUUGGAACCCACGUGGGAAAAGCUUUUUUUCCUAUCAGUCAAUUUUCUACUGCCUCAGUGGUUUACAACUAAAAUUCCGUGGCAUCUAAACAAGAUGAUCAACGAUGAUGUUGGCUACUUGCGAUCGCUAUGUCACGAAAUUGUACAAGAGAAACGAUUCUCCUUCAAAGGCAAGAAUAUCGAAAAGAGCCCACUAGAGACGGAUAUUCUCGGCACGAUGAUUGUUCGAGGGGAGUUUAGCGAUAGCGAACUCGUUGAUCAAAUGCUUACAUUUUUAGCAGCCGGCCAUGAAACAACAGCGGGAGCUUUGACAAUGGCCUGCUGGAUGCUAUGUCUACACCCACAUGUUCAAACACGACUUCGAGAGGAGAUUCGAUUGCAUAUUCCCUCUGCCGACAGCUCCAUUACUUGGGCAGACCUAGAAUCCCUUCCAAUUCUUAACGGAGUAUGCCAAGAAAUUCUUCGAUUAUGGCCCACUGUCCCGGUCACUAUCCGUGAAGCUAUGCGCGAGACAGAGGUUGCCGGAACCAGAAUCCACAGAGGCACGCGAAUUAUCCUCUGUCCAUAUGCCAUUAAUCGUAGUCCAGAUUUCUGGGGUGAAACGGCCAAUGAAUUUAUACCGGAACGCUGGAUCGAUGUCGACGAAAGUGGAAAGCAAACUGUCAACCAUCAUGGGGGUGCCUCGACGAAUUUUGCUCAAAUAACUUUUUUGCAUGGCCAGCGUUCUUGUAUCGGAAAGGACUUUUCUCGUGCAGAGCUUCGAUGUGCUGUUGCUGGUGUUAUAGGACGUUUUGCUAUGGAAAUGCAAGAUCCUACAGGUGAUAUUACGCUUUCUGGUGCUGUGACUGUGAAGCCCAUUGAAGGCUUGCACUUGAAGAUGACCCGGGUGAGUGGGUGGUAA
This is a messenger RNA of Talaromyces rugulosus, 1659 nucleotides long. RefSeq lists its product as uncharacterized. The transcript has 4 exons. Lineage: Eukaryota; Fungi; Ascomycota; Eurotiomycetes; Eurotiales; Trichocomaceae. Gene Ontology annotation, molecular function: monooxygenase activity; oxidoreductase activity, acting on paired donors, with incorporation or reduction of molecular oxygen; iron ion binding. The coding region runs from base 1 to 1659 and encodes 552 amino acids. The record is from RefSeq and is a predicted model, not a curated record.